Cladocopium goreaui is the source of this 5262-nucleotide messenger RNA. The record is from the annotation of a GenBank genome assembly. Lineage: Eukaryota; Dinophyceae; Suessiales; Symbiodiniaceae.
AUGGCCGAAAACAGCGAUGGUCACGAUACCUCAGAACUGGCUCGAAGAUCGACCUCACCCGAGGAUCCUGAGGGCCAACACGAUCCUCCCGUCAGAAAAGAGGCAGACCACGCAGAUGUCAGAGCAAUCUUCCGCCAAUGGGAUCCCACCGGACGGGGAAUGAUCCGGAAGGACGAGCUGCUGUCGACCUUCUCUGGCCUUGGCCUGCACAUGGGUGAGCGAGAGCUUUCAUUGAUGCUCGAAGCAGCAGACAUGUCUGGACAUGAAAGCGUUCAUUACGGGAAGUUCCUCCGGUGGAUUUUUGCACCGGCAUCGAGCUCUGAGAGUGAUCAUCAAGCCAAUGUCUCAUCGCAAGAUGUUCAGACGGAACUCAAAACCUCAGUGCCCGGCCUUGGUUCCAAGUCGGAAGCGGAGGCAGAUGAAAUUGAAAUCGAAAAUUGUGAAGAUCUCAGACUUGAGGAUUCCAUGAUAUGUUUCCUCACAUGUUCAGGCGGAGACAUCCUGCAGGCUGCGAAAGAAGGCAACGUCGGAGCUGUCCGACGCUUGCUGCAGGUGGACCCCCAGAGCCUGGAGCAAGUCGACGGAGGAGGCGACGGGCCCCUGGCGAAUGCGGCUCGGAAAGGCCACCUGGAGGUGGUCCAGGUGCUGCUCGCCGCCAGCGCCUCCGUCGAGGCGAAGAACAGACACGGCAGCGGGCCGCUGGCCUGGGCGGCUGAGGGCGGCCACCUGGAGGUGGUCCAGGCGCUGCUCGCUGCGGGCGCUUCCGUCGAGGCGAAGAACGACUUCGGCGACACACCGCUGAGGUACGCGGCUUUCAACGGCCACACCGCGGUGGUGGAGCGGCUCCUCGCCGCGGGCGCCGCUGUGGAUGCUGUGGACAAUGAAGGUCAGACACCGCUGCACCUGGCGGCUCUGCAGGGCGACACCGCCAUGGUGGAGCAGCUCCUCGCCGCGGGCGCCGCCGUGGAUGCUGUGGACAGCAGCGGUGCGACACCACUGCACUGGGCGGCUCUCUACGGCCAAGCCGCCGCUGUGGAGCAGCUCCUCGCCGCGGGCGCCGCCGUGGAUGCUGUGGCCAAAGGAGGCGAGACGCCGUACGACAUCGCCAAGAUGAGGGGCCACCGGAAGGUGAUGGGUGUGCUGGACCCGGUAUUUGUGGCCCUUCUCAGUGGCCGGAGCUGCAGAUGCAACUCUGCGCAUGAAACUGUACAAGACUUGAAGGAAGAAGCGGAGCGGCUUGGCCUCUCACCGGGUGAUCAAGUGUUGGUCUUUUACGACGACCCCACAGAGCAACAAUGGCAUGCAAGACUUCUUCUGUCAUGCAUCACUGGGGACGAAUGGAUCAUCUUGACUCCGGAUGGGGACAUCUACGGAGAGCAAAUCAGUUCAGGAAACCCAGACUUUUUAGCAUGGCGCCCCAUGGAUCCCAACAAUGUUAUCCCUGUUGGCAUCAAUCGUGCCCAAGUUUAUGGAUUUCGAGUUUUCCCAGAUCCAGCUGCUUUGGCUCGGCUGACAGCCGAAGGUCAACGCCACGCCGCUCAGGAACGUGUUCGGCGAGGCCUAGCUGGAGGUGUUCAAGGGGGCGGAGGUGGCCCUGCAGGGCAGAUUGCUCCACUUGCGGGCGGCCAACCAGCAGGUGCGGCGCAGCCAGGGGCGGCAGUCGCAGUCCCAAACGUCGCUGGAAACCCAGCACCUCAGGGUGGUGUUCCCGCCGCCGGUGGGUUGGCAGGGCUUGUGCAAGCUUUGGGUCCAAAUCAGGGUCAGAACGGUGGUUCAGAUGCAAGGACGUUACCAAUUUCGCGAGAUGUAGAGGGCAUGCGAUUCAAAGAGUUCAGGGAGGCAGCAACCAUCUCACAGCCAGCGGAUCAGCUCUGGCUCAUCACCAGGCAUGGCGUUGGCAUUGGCGGCUGGUGGAUUUUCACCCUAUGCAUUUUUUCUUCUCUGGUCGGUGGAGUAGCCGAAGACUUCGGUCAUCAGCAUAACAUCUUCCCCUUACCGGAUCUAUCCCAUGGUGGUUGUGGUGGCUCUGCUGAUGAGGUAGAUUUCGAUCCCACAAAUGCCCUCACUGAACUCUGCGGUUCUUCGCAUGUGUACGGUGACAGUGCAAGCGUGGUGGAGCCUUAUGCCAGGGAGCGUGUCUCCUGGCCUCAGGUUGACUCACAGCCGGUGGAGUUGGCUACGUGUUUGCCUGGGGCCGACAGUGAAUGGCUACAGGCGUGGCAUACGCAUAUGCUGAAACAGCAGUCGGAGGUUGCGGCUAGUGUUGAGGAGCCCAUCCCUUAUGUUGAUCCUGUUUUGAAGCACAACAAGAAGGAGUAUGCUGGUUUCAUUAGUGACCUUCGCAUGCGGAACAUGGUCAAAUUCAAACGAGUGGAUACAUAUGGGUCACAGUUGGGCAUCUUUUUCGUCAAGAAGAAAUCCGGACAGCUCAGACUGAUUUUUGACACCCGAAAAUUGAACCUAAAAUUUCAUGAACCCCCUCACACCGAUCUUCCUUCAGCUGAUGCUUUUGGGCGAAUUGGUAUUCCAGAUGGGGCAGAGUUUUUUGUGGCUUCUGGGGAUUUGGCCAAUGCGUUUUACACACUAGCAGUUCCUGAUUCACUGGGUCGGAUGUUUACACUUCCUCCGGUGCAGGCCUCUGCGAUUGGUGUUGAAUCCAUUGAUGGUUUCCCUGUCCAGCCCGGCUCUCAGGUCAUUCCGUAUCUCACUGUUUUGCCAAUGGGUUGGAGUUGGGCACUUCAUCUCUGCCAAUUAGUUCUGGAUCGGGCUAUCAGGCAUGCGGGUUUCAGUGCUCACUUCAUUGUUUCAGACAAGGGUGCAGGGGUCAAUCUUAAAGCUGGACCAAAAGAUGGACAUCCUCAUGGUCAUGUUUCCCACAGCUGUGCUGCAGCUGGAUAUGUUGACAACUUUGCAGUCAUUGGCCUCGACCGUGUUGAGGUCGAUCGAAAGCUGAGCCUGAUUUCUGAGAGCGUGAAGACUCCAACUUUGAAGGACUAUCAACUCAGAAUAGACCGGUUUUCAGUUUGGUGUCAGCAGCACCGGAAGGAUUGGAAGUCGGCAUCAGAGUUGGAUCAAGUGUUAGCUCUUUACCUUCAAAGUCUGUUCGAAGCUGGGAGGGGCCAAGACGAGGGCAUCAGAGUAGUAGCUGCCAUCAAGUUUUUCAUUCCAGAGGUUUCACGACUGGGGGAGAGGGGGCUUCCACGUGCUGUCCGAUCCUUGAAAGGCUGGAACCUCGCUAUGCCGCAGCGCCAGAGAUUGCCUAUGCUACUCGAGGUGCUGGGGGCGAUGAUGGGUUGCCUACUCUACAAAGGUUAUCCUCAACUAGCCCUGCGUAUGUUCAUUCAAUUUGUGACUUACAUGCGCCCUGGCGAGAUCAGCAAUUUGACGGUUGGGCAGCUGAUACCACCACAACCUUCAAUGACCAAUGCAUGUCAGUUUUGGGCCAUUCUCCUUCACCCGCAAGAGCUGAAAAUUCCUGGGAAGACAGCCUUGUUCGACGGAUCCAUCCUCUUGGACUCAGACCUGUGGAUGGGACCUUUGUUGGCCAAAAUCACAGUGGGGAGAAAUCCUGCCGAACCACUUUGGGCAGAUCCUCAUCAACUUUUGGUGCAACAAUUCAGCCAGAUAACCAAAGAGUUGGGCUUGGAAGAGCUAGGCCUGUCACUCUAUGCUCUGCGCCACGGAGGAGCCAGCCACGACAUUCUGGCAUCACGGCGACCUCUCUUGGAGGUCAAAAAGAGAGGGAGGUGGUCAACAGAUUCAUCUCUGAAGAGGUAUGUCAAGGAAGCCAGGUUGCAACACGAACUCAGCAAAGUGAAUCCCGUCGUGGUUCAAUACGGCCAAGAAGUGCUCACAGAUCUACCAAGCUUGCUAAUGAUGGAGAAGUUUGCCAAAUCCCCACCAAGUGGAAUUCUCAAGAAUGGAGCGAUGACUCUGCAAGAAGCCAACAUUCUGCCUGGAAAUACCCUGACGGCCGUCCUAGACCCUGUGGUGCUGAAGGACUUCGGCCAUGGGAUUUCGAUGAAGACGGCGCAAUCCGUUUUCGAUGAGUACGGGCCCAGGAUGGACGUGGUUGCAGACUGGAAGGAUCUGAAGGAUCCAUCCUCCUUGGAGGAAGUGCUCCCUCCCGGACACGUGGCGCUGAGCCAACUGGUGCGUCUCAGUCCGGAAGAUAUCACGUUUCCAAAGCCAGUGGAGGUUGAGAUGCCAACGUGUGUAGGUGCGGAGUCUGUUUGGAGAUCAUCUGCCACAGGAUGGGAGCCACUACUGGGUGCGAAAUUCAGCGAUGGCCGAGUGGUUGUGGCGCUGAGCCAUUUUUGUGAUCUGGUGGUCACAGGGCCAUGUGGCCUGAAAGCUGUGGGAUUCAUCGAUCCACAUGGUGCAAACGCCAAAGUCGCGUUGUUACACGUGGCCUGCGAGUCAUGUCAGAACAGUUUGGAGCAGCUGUGCUCCGAUGCUGACAUGUUGCGAUCCUUCAAGAAAUGCGGCCCCAGCGUACCGCUGGGAACGUAUCGCCACGACGAAGACCUGGAGCUGCGUCAAGGGCAAGAAGCGAUGAACAUGAGAGUCAGGUUCCACCGAAUGCCACAGAUUUCCCGGACACUUGUGGCUCACUCUGCAAGCCACUUCAGUGUAGAAAUUGAAGGGGAUGACCAUCAGUUCGAAGAACUUCGGUCAGAGGCAGCCACGAAUGCAACAGCUUCAAACCCAACAGCAUCGGAUCUCCAGUCAGCUCCAGCGACCUCACAGGCGAUGCCCGCAGCUGCGAUGACCUCAGACGUGUCGAUGGCACAGGUGCGGCCAGAGAGAGGUCACCUGUUACUGAGCGGCCGCUUCAACAGUGAUACGGUCAUCGACUACAUGAAAGCGGUGAAGAGGCGCUUGGAAGAGAGACGAAUACCUGUAUAUAUGGUACAAGCUCAGGUCGGCCAAAGUUUUGCCGAGCUGACGCGGAUAGGAUUGGGCCGUGCCAAAGGCAUGGUGGCCUUCUGCACUUCGGAGUACGGCGCCUAUACUGGUGCUGGCUACGAAACCUUCCAUGAAUUGGAAUAUGCACACGACAACAAUUUGUAUAUAUUCCCCAUUAGGCUGUGUGAGCAGUGGCCACCUGCGCCACAAAACAAUGAAAGAGGCACUUUUCAAAAUCGCCUGGUGUUCAAGAAUGGCCUUGUGUUUGUAGAUGAUCGGCAGAUGAACAAUGCCGAAGGCGCUGCCGACCAGAUUGCGGAUUCUGUUACCAGCAGUGGCAUCUUUGCCAAUUAG